AUGGCUGCUCCUCGCGGUCGUCACAGAGUCUCACCCCAAAAUCCUUCCAGCAGCGAAAAAUAUGGCUUCGGCGAAGGCAGAAUUGAUAGCGCACCUUCGAUACCACCAGAUCGACGGACAGAUGCUGGCUGGGGAUUCCAUGUUGACGAGCUCAUGAGCCCGUCCAUGUGGCAAGGGGGAACUUUAAGCUUUAAAAGGGUUCUCAAAUGUAAUUCUCCAAACCCUGCUCUUGACCCAUACAGCGUUCGAAAGUCCGGUGAACCUUUCUCAAUGAAGAUGGCCACUGGAGUAGAAGAUUGA
This is a messenger RNA of Drepanopeziza brunnea f. sp. 'multigermtubi' MB_m1, 300 nucleotides long. The record is from RefSeq and is a predicted model, not a curated record. NCBI's taxonomy places the organism in Eukaryota, Fungi, Ascomycota, Leotiomycetes, Helotiales, Drepanopezizaceae.